UAUAUUGCUACCUCAUUAUUCAUGAACCUGCGGUAGUUAGGCCCAUGCUCUUGUUUCUUCCGCUAGCGCCCUCUAUACUUAUUCAACAUGACCAUGAGAGAGGGAUCGUAGACGAGGAUUCAAGACUAGGCUAGGCUAUAUUGAGUUUUCAGGUUCCAAAUCAAGCACAUGGGAGCAGGAGAGUCUGUACAAACUCCUCCAGUUGUAGGUGUGACCCAACAUGCACCUAUACACACGAGUCCACCUGCAGGAUGUCCAAUGCACAAUGAGAAACAACAAGGCUCUUUACAAGGGAGCACCCCACCUUCAGGUUGCCCAAUGGAUCAGUCUAGCCAAGCAUCGUAUGUUAGUGAAUGCCCAAUGAGCCGGUCAAAGACCAUGGUGUCUCAACAGGAUGAUGAUAUCGAUCUAAGGAACAGGAUGCCUCCUCCAAAUCAAAGGCCAGCCCCAGACCAACCCUUUCCACUGGAUACAAACCGGCAACAUUCUACAAUACCAAAAGCUGGCACAGAUGGUGAGACUUGGGUGUACCCAUCACAGCAAAUGUUCUGGAAUGCAAUGCUAAGGAAGGGAUGGAGGUGGAAGGAGGAGGAUAUCUUACAAGAAGACAUGGCACGGAUUAUCCAGAUCCAUAACUACAAUAACGAGCAAGCCUGGCAGGAAGUCUUGAAGUGGGAAGCUCUCCAUCUCAAGGAGUGUGGUAAUCCUAAGUUAUUUAAAUUUGGUGGCAAAUACAAUGAGCUUUCCCCAAGGGCCAGGAUACGUAUGUGGAUGGGGUAUGAGAGACCAUUCGACAGGCAUGACUGGAUCAUAGAUAGAUGUGGCAAAAAGGUCCGAUAUGUCAUAGAUUACUAUGACAGUGGCAACGUGGACCCUAAUACUGGAGAGUUCUCCCUUCUGGAUGUCAGGCCAGCAUUGGAUUCCCCUGGUGCAUUAUGGGAUAGAAUGAAGGUAGCAUGGUGGAGAUGGUUUUACACUAAUAAAGACGAUUGAAGUACAGAAGUGACCUGCUGUUUUCAAGAGAGGGGGAAUAAUGCAAAAGAUACUGAACAUCAACAGUCUGCAGUAUGGAUUGUUUAGAUAUUGAAAUACCAACAGAUCCAAUAAGUAAUGUUUGGUACUAUUCAAUGAAUUUAAAGAAUUGAGGAUGUAUCUUUCAACAUAUUGGUUAGAAAUGAUAACUCAAUUAACUUGCCAUUUGUGCAGAUUCUUAGCAAGUACUAAAUGAAUAAUUAAAUUUAUGACUUAUUGUAAGCAAUUAAACACACCAAAUACAUUGUUUGGGAAAUGUGGAAGGUGCUAUUGGUAGUGUCUGUAUAUUAAAUCAUAUAUUAAGUUAAAAAACUUCCUUUUUAAUUUAGUAUUUUUAUCUUUUAUUCCAUCAAGAUAUAAAUGUUUUUCUCAACGUUUGAUUAGUUGAUAGUUUAAAAAUUUUGAAAGUUAUAUUUAUUCCAAAUACAGUACAGUAAUGUUAAUUCUGUCAGUCUGUAGCAUAUUACAUUCAGAACAAAAUGCUUUUGCUUACAAAAGAAUUUAAGCAACCAUAGGUUGAAUUAUCCCAAGGUUUAGUUUCUAUGCAAAUCAUUAAGUAUAAUAUCUUGUCUUCCCAUAAUAAAUACAGUGGCGUAUCUAGGGGUCAUGAAAUGGGAGGGGGAGGGGAGGCAGCUCGCAAUAUAUAGGUGAUAUGAGAUGAUUUUUAACUACUUGAGCAUAAUUUUUUUUCCCUUUGAAAUUUCCAGUGGGGGACGACUAGGGGUGAAAGAUUUUUUUCUGGUGGGGGUGGUGGGUCAUGCACCCAGAUGCACCUCCUAGAUACAUUACUGAAUAAAUAAUAUCUUGGAUUUAUACAGUGUCUAAUGUCAAAGAACCUUUAAAAGCAUCCUAGGUGCUGGUUCAAUGAUGGAUAUCAAUAAUUAAUAGAACAUUCUGACAGUUAAAGUGGUGGGGUGUUUAAGAAUAUAAAUGGUGUUUCAAUAAAAUCAGUUGUAUUGGAGUGCAGUA
Anneissia japonica is the source of this 2001-nucleotide messenger RNA. RefSeq names its product cytochrome c-type heme lyase-like. The record is from RefSeq and is a predicted model, not a curated record. Lineage: Eukaryota; Metazoa; Echinodermata; Crinoidea; Comatulida; Comatulidae. Bases 169 to 993 code for a protein of 274 amino acids. Gene Ontology annotation, biological process: cytochrome c-heme linkage. Gene Ontology annotation, molecular function: holocytochrome-c synthase activity. Gene Ontology annotation, cellular component: mitochondrion. The transcript has 5 exons.